UUCGCGGCGGUCGAUCGUUCGGCAGGCGAUUUUUAAACCAAAAAACUCGCUAGAUAAAAAGCUUGAGCGGAUGCAGGAAAACGGAAGUCGAAAAUCACGGUCUUUAGAUUGAAACAAACCGCCUCGCAAAAUCGUUGAGCUUCGGGUGGAAAAAUAAGGUAACUGCUCCUCCGUCGCUUCGCGCACAAUCAAUACCGCCCCCGGAACAUUCCUGACGACGCCACUCUCCGACUUCUUCUCCGGCCGAUAAGCCAUUGUGUUGCGAAAUGUGAGUUUUUCGCGUCGCAGUGAGCAUUUCUCGUUUGCUAUGAAGGAGAGACUCGAAACGUCCGAUCCGACCUCUAGAUUAGAUAAUGCACAAACUCGCAAAAGGCCUCAAGAAGAAGAAGAAAGACAAAAAGUCGAAACGGGCCAAAGACGAGGAGCUUUUCAAACCGGAAGAGCUUGAGGAGUAUCGGCGCCAACAUUGCGGCACCAGCGAACCGCCUGCCGAAAACGAGGAGUGGAAAAAGUUUAUAUCGCUCACUUCCGGAGUAGAUCACGUCUUGAAGAAGACCCAGGACGACCUCGAUCGGAUAAAGAGCACUUCGUUUUUUCAACGAUCGCCAGCGCCGAGCAAACCCGAAGAAAAGCCGAUUGCUCACGAACAACGUGCCGAGAGACUAGCGCAAGAAAAAGAAGAACCCGAGCCGGAAUUGGGUAUCGUGCCGGUGUCUGAAUCUGAAUCCGAAGAAGAAGAAGAGGACGAUGUGUUCGACACUGCCUACAUUGACGUGAUCGCUUCAGGCGAAGUGCAACUCGCUUAUAUCCCGGAAUCGCCUACAGAAAAAGAGGGCGACGACCCUUUCGAUACUAGUAUCGCCGAAAGGGCGAUAUUGGGACCGGCGGUCGAUAAAAAAGGCAAGAAACUCGUACCGCUCGGCGCAGCAGUCGAAGUGCUUACAGGUCGGGUUCAGUUGCCCACUUGCGCCACUAAAGUCGCAGCCGGUAAAAGGCGACAACCCCUCAAGGAGCCGAAUUUGUUGCUUGGUAGUUUUGACAGCGGCCCUGAUUACUCACACGCGGCAAAACUUGUCGAGUCAUCGGAAAAGGUAAAGACUCUUCUGGACGACGACGACGUGCCAAAAAUCGACACACCCAUUGACCUGACCACAUCGUUGUACGUAGCUCCGAUCCCUGCUUCUGACUUACCUCAACAGGCCAAACUUCAUUACGAAGGCGACGACGACGACGACAAAGAGUUUGAAGUGUUAGCCGCACAAAGUCUAUCCAAAACUUCCAAAGUUGUCGUCGCGAGUAUACCGACUGUUUCUGACGUUGACGUACCACCGGCCAGUGCCGAUUGGCAACCAUUCGCAGACACCCUAGCGGACAAAGAAAUCCCGGUCCAGGACGAUAAUGAGCCGGAUCCUUUUGAUACAACAUUCGCAGAGAACAUCCUGCCGGGAAAGGCUGAACUAAAGGUUAUCGAGAAAGAGAUUUUGGAUAACGAUAUCGACUUCGACCCCCGUGCAUCGCCGGUCUUUAGUGAUACCGUCAACCUGCGAAAGGAACCUGUUUCAUCAGAGUUUUCAUCGGAUACGUUGAAGGUAGAGGACCGCGAUUUGCUGGGCGGCAGCGUAACCGACUUGUCCGCCCUUUCCGUCACCGUUCUUCAGCCUGCCGAAGAUCCGGAAGAAAUAAUCUAUCGGGAUCCGUUCGACACUUCAAUAGUCGAUUCGGUUAAGCAACCGGGGAAAGCGGAACUCAGGUAUUUGGAAAAGGAGCUGCUGGGUGAUCUCGACGAUGAGUUCGAUCCCAGAGCCGGUGAACAAAUCAACACGAAGGAGAGAACACUGUCGCGUCCUGAUAUACUGAACGUAUCGUCGGGAAAAAGCGUGUCUUUCGCGGUAUCGUCGACCCGGUCCGAUUGCCCGGAACUCGACGAAAGCUCGAAGAUAGCGAAACCGUUGACUCCUUUUUAUGUGAGAAAGAAUUCGGUGCCAGGGUUAAGAGAAGAUUUGUCGGAGCAGGAUUUCGACGAGUCGUACGACACUUCGUUGGCGAAAUCGACGCCGUUGGAUCUCCUCGAGUCGGAAGAUAUUCCGGUGAAGGUCCUGACGCCCGCCGCUGGCGCGAGCGGUGCUACAUCACUCCCGAAACUUGGACACGACCCGUUCGACACGUCCACCGCCAACAUACUACCCGGAAAAGCGGAACUUCGUGUCUUAGAGGAUGAACUGAUUAACCGCCAUCACAUCAGUACAUCUGACGACGACCUGCUCGUUCACAACGGUGACUCGAUUAUCGCCAAGCCCCUAUCGCCCCAAAUCGAAGACGAAAUCGACCCUUUCGACACCAGUUUCGCAUCCAAUAUUUAUCCAGGCAAGGCCGAACUGAAAGCGAUCGAAUCCGAGUUGAUUUACGCAAUGGCGGCAAAUCCGUUUCUCUUCGCGGAGGACUGCUUGAGCGGUCCCGCCACUCAACCCCAGGCUACGCUCAACCCGUUCCUGAUGGACGAAGAGGUUUCGUUUGUCGACGAGAACCCGUUCCUCCCGCAACCCGCUACGGCUGCUACGAACCCCUUCGCUUUCGACCCGAUGGAAUUGGAACCCGCUGAAGCGGAGGUACCUGGUGACCAUCCCGCCUUCAUGGAGACAAGUUCCGCUAACGAUUUCUUCGUGACGAAACCGACGGAGUUACAUUUGGAAUACUCGCAUCACGAGCUACCGGCGAGACCUCCCCCGCCACGUCCACCCCAGUCCAAGGAGACCCAAGACCUGCUAAUGUCGGUCAUGGGGGAGAUGGAUGCGACUAGCUCGCAGCUGCUUAACAAGAUUCCUCCAACGAGGUCCCCGAGUCCCGUGUCAAUGAGGGACUUGCAAUCUCCUAGUCCCACCCCCGACACACAGUUCGGAGAUUUGCUGGUCGUGGGUGAUGUCAACCCAAAGCUCAGCAGUACUGAAGAUUUAUUAAACUUGAGCUCGUCGUGCGAUAUUAAUCAAAAUCCAUCGGUGAAUCAAGCUCCACCGAGACCAGUACCGCCUCCGGCCAGACCUGCGCCGCCGGUGAGGCCGCCGCGGCCCGCCCCUCCGCAAAAACCGCCUCCGCCUUUGACGGCGCCUAAAAUCGCGGCGGUGCCGCAGGAAAACACCGGACAUGAACUGCCGACGCAAAACGACAUCGCCGAUUUGUUCGGCGCGCCUCCGCAACCCAAAAUCGCUUCCAAGGCCGACAUACUUAAUCUCUAUAAUGUGCCUAAGCAGGAGAAGGUUCAGGAUUUGUUGUGCGACGCGGUAAUAGAAGUUCAGAAUACGCCGAUAGUGCUGGAGGCCGCUGGAUCGGCCUCUGUGCCGGAAUCUUUACCGACGGAAAACCCGAUUCCGGAGCAGCCUUCCGAGUCACCCGUCAACUCCAACUUCGUUACGGACAUUGCGCCAAGCGUUAUGCGGGCUACCCUAUCCCCCGAACCUCCAAACGAGUUGAACAUGGACACCGGCAGCAGUCAGAGCAAGGAGUCAGUGUCGAGUGUCACUUUUAACCCUUUCGCCGUCGAGGCCGAUCCGAAGGACACGUUCCGGGAGAGUCUAGAGACCGCCUUCCAGAAGGAACACAAAAUGGAGGUGUCGAUAUCUCCGACGGCGGCCCCUGCCCCUACACCGGUACCAACUGCGGCACAGAACGAAUUCGAUUUCGGCGUCGGAGACGCAAAACGCGACGAUGAUGUCGACGAUUUCGACGCGUUCGCGCAGAAGUUUGAGUCCGUGAAAUCGGACGACAGCGAUAAGAAGGCCGGAGCGUUUGACGCGUUCGCGUCCUCGAAUAACAACGUGUGGGGCGGCAACGAUCUCGGCGGUUUUACCGAGGGGGCCGGCGGGUUCGAUAACGACGAACCGUUCGAUGCAUUUUUAGCUAUGGAGGCGCCGACGGCGCCGGCGAAACGUCACGAGUCGCAGGAUUCCGACGAAGAGAAAGACUUCUCGGUGGUGAUAAGGCCGAAGGCAGAACAAGAAUUUGCAGGUGCUAUGCCCGUAAUCGCCCCGCCCCCCGUUUCGGUCCAGGCAGCUUUCACCGACACCUCCCCCCGUUUCAACCCUUUCGACCAGCAGAACGACGUGAAAUUCAGUUUCGCACCGCAGGAAGCGGUCGUCGUUGACGCCCAGAUGAAGAGGUCGGAGUCGCAAGAGUCGCCUUCGACCCCGCUGUUCGACGAGGACGUGUCACAACCGUUGGAGGACUUCCCCAGGAUUAACUAUGCCGGUGAAGGGUGGGAGAUGCAACUCCGUCAACCGAACAAGAAGAAAAUCACGGGGCAAAGGUUCUGGAAGAAGAUAUUCGUCAAGUUGGUGUACCAGCAGGACUGCGUGCUGCUGCAGCUGUUCAAUCAGCAGGCGGACAAAGACCCGUUCCAGGAGUUGCCGCUUCAGCCGUGUUAUUCGGUGUCGGAAAUCGGCGCCCAACAGUACGAUCAGUUCGGUAAAAUAUUCACCGUCAAGCUGCAGUAUAUCUUCUACAAGGAGAGACCCGGAGUGAGACCGGGUCAGGUGAAGAAGGCGGAAAGGAUCACGAAUAAACUAAGCCAGUUCGCCGCCUACGCGAUCCAGGGUGAUUAUCAGGGAGUGAAGGAGUUCGGCAGCGACUUGAAAAAGCUCGGUUUGCCGGUCGAGCACGCGCCCCAAGUGUCUCAGCUCAUGAAGCUUGGUUCGCUAAGCUACGAGGACCUGAAGCAGUUUUCGUUUAGCGUGGAGGAAGCGUUGUUUCAUCUGCAAGCGCACAGGGAUCGCGCGCUCCAUUAUAAGAUGGAGGAGGUGCAGGUAACGGCGGUCGACGAGCUGUACGUCGAGCAAUCCGCCGAAGGUCACGUGGACAAACAGAUUGCGAGGGUGAGACUGUUUUUCCUCGGCUUCCUUACCGGUAUGCCAGAUAUCGAGCUUGGUAUAAACGAUAUGAGGAGGCAAGGUAAGGAGGUGGUGGGACGUCACGAUAUCAUCCCCGUGGUCACUGAGGAGUGGAUCCGGCUAGAGAACGUCGAGUUUCACUCGUGUGUGCAGCAGGACGACUACGAGAAAACGCAUAUUAUCAAGUUUAAGCCUCCGGACGCCUGCUACAUAGAGCUGUUGAGAUUCCGUGUGCGACCGCCCAAAAACCGCGAACUUCCAUUGCAACUGAAAGCCCAGAUCUGCGUUACGGGCACUAGGAUUGAGCUUAGAGCGGACGUGUUAGUACCCGGCUUCGCUUCACGAAAACUGGGUCAAAUACCCUGCGAGGACGUGAUGAUUCGGUUCCCUAUACCCGAAUGCUGGAUCUACAUGUUCAGGGUUGAGAAACAUUUCAGAUAUGGCUCGGUCAAAUCGGCUCACAGAAGGACGGGCAAGAUUAAGGGAAUCGAACGGAUCCUCGGGACGAUGGAGACGUUGCAGGAGAACCUGAUAGAAGUGACGUCUGGUCAGGCCAAAUACGAGCAUCAGCACCGGGCGAUCGUGUGGAGGUGUCCAAGGUUACCCAAGGAGGGCCAAGGGGCUUACACGACACACAACAUGGUGUGCCGGAUAGCGUUGACGAGUUACGAUCAAAUGCCGGAGAAACUGGCGGAGUACUGCUACGUGGAGUUCACGAUGCCAGCGACGCAAGUCAGCCACACCACGUGUAGGAGCGUCAGCCUGCAGAAUUCGGACAGUGACGAGCCGCCGGAGAAGUACGUCCGGUAUUUGGCGCGUCACGAAUACAGGGUCGGCAUCGAGCACACAGAGGGCGAGGCGCCAAACGCGUACGCCACUGCGACGUUCGUUAAACCCGCCGCCGCGCCGGUGGUCGAAGAAAAACCCGCGCCCGUAGCGGAAGAGUCCAGUUCCGACAGCGAUUAAAAAUGGAAGCGCCACUACACGCAAUACCGGUCGCAAAGACAAUAAGACGAAGAAGAGGAAGAUGUAAUGAUAGUUUAAGGCGGUAAUAAAUGUUCGUCAUAUCAUAUGUGUCGUAGGCUGAUAUCAAUCGCUUCGUAGUUCAACAUUAAAUGUCGUGUACGUACCCUGAAUAUUAAUUAGUGGGAGCAAACCACUGACGCUCGUGUAUAAAGCGCCGGCGUUUUCGUUAAAUGUGAUCUUGGAGCUUGAAACAGACGCUUCUUAACCGUUUUCAUUUUUGGUUCUGUCAUUGUGUGACGGAGGGGCGUGGUGGUGCCCCCUUUAGAAAAUAGUAUAUAUUGCAUUGUUACAUUUUUAAACGUAAACUAAUUUACGGGUAUCUACAGGGUGUUUUCAAAACGGUUCACUAAUUUCUAGGGUAAACGAAUUUAAAAAAAAUGGAUUAGUUAAUACACACUUGAUCCCAAAGCGCCUCCAAAAAAUCGUUUGUUUAUUGUUUCUGAAACAGUUUAAGAUAACUAAACGCAAUUUAAAGUACGAAUGCUGAUAAAUUGUAAGUUCAAAAUAAUUUAAAAUAUCCGUUACGUCCUAACAGUGUUUCUGAAACAAAUGUUAUUCCCAGAAGUAUUUGCUUCUGGCGCAUGAAAUUUACUUAAAAUAAUUCAUUAAUCCGGUCAGCAUUACUUGCUUAAAUCUCAAAUAACUGAAAAAUCAGUACAUUUUUGCUUUACACAAAAGAAAAGGUACUCUUGCGUACAGCAACGGAAAACUGAGUGAAAAUAUUAUUUUUCCCAAAAAAUUAAAAAUGUGGAGGUAAAAUAAUUGGCACCCUACGCUUCUGUACAAAUAUUAAAAUUUUAUGAGCAGUAAGUUAUAUGACCUAUUCCAAUUUAUUUGCGCAUUAAACCUUUUCGGAAAUAAUUAAAAAAACAAAAACGAUUUUUUGGGGCCCCUUCUCAAGGAGGCGUUUCCGGGCAGAUGUUUAUUAACCAAACUAAAGUUGUUUCUAUUUACCCUACGAAUUAAAUGAACCUUUAUUGAAACAUCCUGUAUACGAGGAAACUGUCAAGAAAUAAGCGGCUUCGGUAAUAGGACGAAAUACCGAUGUUAAAAUGUAUGUUUUUAGCAUAUAAAUCGAGAAAUACUGAUCGAAAACGAUUAAGAUCCAGGAGUAACAUAUAGCAGAACCAAAUGGACAAAAAAAAUGUAGGAAAGGUCAUAAUAGAUUAUUUAAUAAAAGUUUAGUCAUAAAACCUCAUUAAGUCAUUUACUGUUCUUUAUUGUUCUUUUUAAAUUUCUGAAAUAUGCUAUAGCCCAAAAUGUCAUCGUAAACGUUAAUAUGCAUUGCUUUCAUUUUCGUUGUGAUCGUCUCUUAAUAUUCGUCAAUAUCAUCGACGACGUUAUUGCUAGCGUCGCCGGUGUUAUAGUUUUGUCAUCAGCGUUAUCGCCGUCGGUAUUCUAAUUAUCAUCAUUAUAUUAUAUUUUUUUACCGUCGAUGUCGUCAGCGUUGGUUAGUGACGUGGUGAUCAUUAUGGUCGCCGUAACCUUAGUCAUUAUCGUUACCGAUAGUAUAGUCGGCGUUAUCGUUAGCAUCGUCGGUGUUAUCAUUAAUAUGACGCCUUUAUCGUAGGCGUUAUCCUUAUCGUCAUCCGCGUUAUCGUCGUUGGUCUUCUCGUAACUGCUGUUAUAAUUAUAUAAUUCCUAGCGUUAUCGUUGGCGCUAUAGGUGCUAUCUUUAUCGUCAUCGUUGGUGUUCACGUCUUCGCCCUUAUAAUUUUUUGUGGCCGUUGCCGUAUCAGCACGGUCGUUACCAACUUGAUGAUAGUUAUCGUCACCGUAAUCCUUGUCAUUAUUGUCGUGUUCGUUAUCGUAAGCAUCAUAUGCGUUAUGAUUAGCGUCAUAGUGAUUAGUUUUUUCUGCCAUUGCCGUCGAUGUGUCGUUAUCGUCAUUACGUCACCAAAAAAUAUACAUCCGUAUUUUAAAAUUAAUGUUUAGAAAAAAAUUUACUAUAUCACACGAUAUCUCGGCUCACGAAGCCGUACCGAGACACUUUUACACAAUGUACAGAGACGAAAAAUAUCACGGGAUGAAAAGAAAAUUUAAAACAACCUGGACUAUUUCCAUUAUACCAGCCUAUUGUCGGCCCACGUAAUACGCUUAACUCAUAGCAAGGGGUGGCUUUUAUUGCCCUAUACGGGCGUUUCCUGGAAACGCGAGGACAUAAGAGGAUUUUGUUACGAAGAUGAUCGAAAAAUUUGUUCCGUGUAUUUCAGGAACAAGUAUCUCGCGUAAGCCGCUUGGCCUAGAUUUUGAAGGCAGUUUUCUCGCAGAACGACGAUUUAAAGGGCAGGACAGUGAAGUACAAGGCUAUUUAUAUUUGGUAUAGUUAAAUGCAGCACAAGUAUGUCCUUGCCUUGAAACCCGUCGCGGCUCGUACUAUCAGUGUCUAACAAAUCGUUAGUGAUUCAAAUGUAUACACGCGUUUAAGCUUUGGAAAAGUUUGUACGUUGACUAGUUUUAGAAGUUUUUCAAAUCGUAUGAUUUAUUUGAGUUGAAUUUGUCGAAAGGAAACGGUGUUUCCGCCGAGUCACAUCUAGUCAUUAACACAUAAGGUUAGAUAAGUAAAUUAUAUUAUAGUAAUAUUAAUAACCGUAGUGUAUAAAUCAGUAAUCAAAUGAUAAUUUUGUAAACUUGUGCGACCAAUUUAGGUGACCUAUCAAUUUCUCCCCGUGUUUCUUUUAGGUGUUCCCUGUUCAAACUCGCUUGGACGCUCAUAAAUAUGUAACUGUCUAUAUACAUAUAGUAUAUCAUUCCAAAAAAGUGAUACUUAGCCUGUAUUGAGAUUAAGUUGUAUUAAUUAAAUGAGAAUU
Cylas formicarius (sweet potato weevil) is the source of this 8712-nucleotide messenger RNA. RefSeq names its product protein stoned-B-like. Gene Ontology annotation, molecular function: clathrin-cargo adaptor activity. The record is from RefSeq and is a predicted model, not a curated record. Gene Ontology annotation, cellular component: AP-2 adaptor complex; synaptic vesicle. Lineage: Eukaryota; Metazoa; Arthropoda; Insecta; Coleoptera; Brentidae. Gene Ontology annotation, biological process: synaptic vesicle endocytosis; clathrin-dependent endocytosis; regulation of endocytosis.